GUAUUAUUAUAUGAUAUAUGCUUCUUCGACUACUCCUACCUCUGAUAUGAAAAUUGAAAUUGACUGAUCGAAUCCUUCUGGACAUUUCUUCCGGCGAUCUCUACCGCAAAGUUAUCUAGAGGGCGGAGAAUCGGAAGAAUCGGAACACUCUGUAAAGUGCUUUCAAGCACAAACGGGGCAAUAUCUUCAGGAAUUUUUUUGAAGAAGGGUUUGUGAAUAUCGAUUUACAAGAUGUCGGGCCAAAGCCAGCGCCUUAAUGUUGUUCCUACAAUUACGAUGCUCGGAGUCAUAAAGGCUCGUCUCGUCGGAGCCACGCGAGGUCACGCGCUCCUCAAGAAGAAGAGUGAUGCUUUAACCGUGCAGUUCCGUCAGAUCCUUAAAAAGAUUGUCACUACAAAAGAGUCAAUGGGAGUGAUCAUGAAAAAUUCCUCCUUUGCUCUAACUGAAGCUAAGUAUAUUGCUGGAGAGAAUAUCAAACACGUUGUCCUAGAGAACGUCCAGACUGCUACCUUGAAAGUCAGGGCACGACAGGAAAACGUUGCUGGUGUUAAGCUUCCUAAGUUUGAGUACUUCACUGAUGGCGAGACCAAGAAUGAUCUGACUGGAUUGGCUCGAGGUGGUCAGCAGGUAAAGCAGUGUCGUGUUGCUUACAUUAAAGCCAUUGAGGUUCUUGUGGAGCUUGCAUCGCUGCAGACAUCGUUUUUGACGCUUGAUGAGGCGAUUAAGACUACAAAUCGUAGGGUUAAUGCUCUAGAGAAUGUUGUGAAGCCGAGGUUGGAAAACACAAUAAGUUAUAUCAAGGGUGAGUUGGAUGAGCUUGAAAGGGAGGACUUCUUUAGAUUGAAGAAGAUACAGGGUUACAAGAGAAGGGAGAUUGAAAGGCAGCGCGCAGCAUCCAAGGAUUUUAAAGAGGAACAGGUUGCAGAGAAAAUUUCAUUACAAAAAGGAAUUUCCAUAAGUUCAGCCCACAACUUGUUGGCAGCCGGGGAGAAGGAUGACGAUAUAAUUUUUUGAUUUAGAGGGAGCCUAGUAGAGGCCGGAGCACUUGUGCUAAAACAGGGAAUUCGUGGAACAUUGCCGCUGGGAAGCAACACCAUAGAGGUUUGGAGAGAUUCUCAAGAAAUGGUGGAUUGGUUACCAAGAAGAGAUGAUAUUGUGGCCAUGGGAGUGCUUUUCUGUUAUUUUAGAUACCCAGACUCUUUUGAAAUAUUUUGGUUCUGUAAUUAUUAUAAAACAGAAAAGGUGAGUGUGGCUUAUCAUCUAGCUAUCAAGGCAAGAACUAGGAAAAUGCAGGGGCAUUCACUGAUAACCUUUUGGACAUUUUAUCUUAUAAAUGAGGUAUCAUUUUUUAAUAAAAAAAAGAGUAGUACAAAUGAAAUUGCUUUU
Macadamia integrifolia is the source of this 1386-nucleotide messenger RNA. Its product is annotated as V-type proton ATPase subunit D. The record is from RefSeq and is a predicted model, not a curated record. Lineage: Eukaryota; Viridiplantae; Streptophyta; Magnoliopsida; Proteales; Proteaceae. Gene Ontology annotation, cellular component: proton-transporting V-type ATPase complex; vacuolar membrane. The transcript is spliced from 4 exons. Gene Ontology annotation, molecular function: proton-transporting ATPase activity, rotational mechanism. The coding region runs from base 232 to 1014 and encodes 260 amino acids.